AUGGCAUCACUCUCGCAAUUAGCGUCGCAGUGGAAUAUUCCACCGGAGUUGCUCGAUGAGCUCUCCAAGUAUGCAACACCAACCGGGCUCGCUGAUUAUGCGGCAUUGGCCGUCAUUGCUGGUAUAUCGGGCGCCUAUAUCUCUCGUGGAUACCUCUGGGAUCAGCCUGACCCGUAUGCCUACCUGGCAUAUGAGAGGCCGCAAUUGAAGAAUGGCGGCCAGUCUGGCGCCAAUGCUAACAAGGAAACCCGGAACAUUGCGCAAAAGCUAGAGGAGUCUGGGAAAGAUAUCGUUGUUUUCUGGGGAUCGCAAUCUGGUACAGCUGAAGGGUUUGCCCAUCGUCUGGCCAGGGAAAUAUCUGUUCGAUGGGGCCAGGAAAGCAUGACUGCAGACCUCUCUGAUUACGACCCAAUCACCAUCAAAGAAAUUCCCAACACUAAGCUCGCUAUUUUCAUUGUUUCUACCUACGGCGAGGGUGAUCCUAGCGACAACACGGUCGACUUUUGGAGCUGGAUCAACAAGGCCAACGAUGUCUCCCUCCCCUCUCUACGAUAUGCCGCAUUUGGACUGGGAAAUACCAACUACAAGUUCUACAACAAAGUCGUCGAUGUUAUUGUGGAGGGAUUGGAAAAGUUUGGUGCCCAGGCAUUGAUGCCAGUUGGAAAGGCAAAUGAUGCAGAUGGCGCGACUGAAGAAGAUUUCAUGUCUUGGAAAGAUCAAUUAUUCUCAGUCUUUAAGGAGCAGCUGGGCUUCCAAGAAAUCGAAGCCAAGUACACCCCAAGCUUGUUGAUCCAAGAAGACGAGUCCUUGGAACCUAUCGACUUGCACCAUGGAGAGCCUCAUGGCCAGGCCGAUGGAAAAGCAAACCAAUCCUCGGCGGUUCGCACGCUGAGCAUCUCGAAUUCGCGGGAGCUUUUUACCUCAUCUGACCGUCACUGUCUACACAUGGAUCUUGACUUGACCAACCAGCCAGAACUUACCUAUAAGACUGGUGAUCAUCUGGCUAUUUGGCCGGGGAAUCCUGACUCCGAAGUCGAGCUUCUUCUCCAGGUUCUUGGUACUUACGAACGACGCGACAUACCUCUCCACAUCAAGGCCAUUGACUCGGCCACUAAGGUCACCAUCCCAUCACCCACAAGCCCAAACGCGCUGUUCCGCUACUACCUCGAGAUUUGCGCUCCGGUAAAUCGUGACAAUGUUCGUGAUCUUGCACAAUUCGCACCAACCGCGGAGGCAAAAGCCUACCUUAGCCAACUCGGCCAAGACAAGGACAACUACGCCAGUUUCAUCAACCGCACCCACCUAAACCUCGGUCGCCUCCUGCAACUUGCAUGCCCAGGCCAGACGUGGUCUGAUAUCCCACUCUCAUACCUGGCCGAAACUCUGCCUCAUAUCCGCCCUCGCUACUACUCUAUCUCAUCAAGCAGCGUGGUCUCCCCACGCAAGCCAUCCAUCACCGCAAUCGCCACUACGACUCCUCUCCCUGACAACUCGAGCGAACUUGUCCAUGGUGUCACAUCCAAUUACCUCUUAGCUAUCUCUCAACAGGCUCAAUCUCAACCGCACCCUUACGGAGUUACCUACCACCUCAAUGGCCCUAGUAACGCUUUAGAGGGCGGAAAGGUCUUCGCUCACAUUCGUCGAAGCAAGUUCAAGCUGCCUAUAACCGGAAAGACGCCGCUGGUCAUGGUCGGGGCCGGAACAGGCCUUGCUCCUUUCCGCGCAUUCCUUUCGGAAAGAUGCCAGGUCCAAAAGGUUGGAAAGGAAGUUGGCCAAAUGAUUCUUUUCUUCGGAUGUCGCAACCCGAACGAAGACUUCAUCUAUCAACAGGAAUUGGAGGAAAUGCAAAAGGUCCUUGGCGAUAAAUUGCAUGUCGUGACGGCAUUCUCGAGACAAGAAGGUACUCCACGCAAAUAUGUGCAAGAUCGAGUUUCGGAGUUCGGUGAUGAUGUCGUCAAGCUCAUUGAUGAGGGUGGCAGUUUCUAUGUUUGUGGGCGCGCAGGAAUGGCCCGCGAAGUUGAAAAGGCUGUUGGGGAAACCAUGAGGAGGGCCAAGGGAUGGUCUGAAGAUGAGGUGAACAACUGGAGCAAGGCAGUUAAGAAGAAGAAUAAGUGGCAAGAAGAUGUCUGGGGUUAG
Penicillium waksmanii is the source of this 2136-nucleotide messenger RNA. RefSeq names its product NADPH cytochrome P450 oxidoreductase family protein. Gene Ontology annotation, molecular function: FMN binding; NADPH-hemoprotein reductase activity; flavin adenine dinucleotide binding. Gene Ontology annotation, cellular component: cytosol. The coding region runs from base 1 to 2136 and encodes 711 amino acids. The transcript has a single exon. The record is from RefSeq and is a predicted model, not a curated record. NCBI's taxonomy places the organism in Eukaryota, Fungi, Ascomycota, Eurotiomycetes, Eurotiales, Aspergillaceae.